GGGGUAUCCUUUGAGGCUUGAGUGGGUUUGAAGUCUUCUAGAGUAUUUUUUAGCCUAAUAGGCAGGCUUUAUACGUAGCAGCUGGGGAAACCAUAGUCCACAAGCAGAUUAGCUAUGGUGAAAAAGGCACGUCAGCCUCUUUUGAAUGUUCCUAAGACACCAGACCUUGAAGACGUGGCAGCCUUCUUUGAAUGUGCCAUUUGUGCCUGUGCCUUUCUACUUAAGCAUGCCCUUGUGAUCGUAUGAAAGCAGAUUAAUCCUUUUUCUGGAGGAAAGAUUUAAUGAUUUAUAAGUGGCAUCCUUAGUGUCUUGGAUAGAGGCAGGGGGUUAUAGAAGAGAAGCACAUACAAUGCCUCUUGUUUACCCUGCUUUGCUGAGCUGGUGUGCACAACGAUGAAACGGCCUUAAAUAGAGGCUGGGCUGGAUCCUCUUGUUUAAUGAGAGGUGCCAGGGUGACAAGGUAGCUCGUUUCAGAUGAGAAGGGAUUUUCUAAGAAUCCAGGAAAAAAGACUGGGAACGUCUUAAUCUGUCAGCCCUGUGGUUUAACACAAGUCUGUGUGCGGGAAUCGGAUCCACGCAGGGCACUCUCCGCAGAUGAUCCCAGGUCUGCUGGCCCCAUCUGGUGUUCACUCACCAGUCAGCCACAAAACUGCUUGAAAAGUGUAGUUCUCUCUCCAAGGAGAUUUGGUCCUUUUUGUUUUUGUUUUUUACCAACUUUAAAUAGUGGUUUUGGGUAACAAACAAUUCACGCGCCACACUUUAUUAAAUUCAUCUUACCUGUAUGUUGGAUGACUUAAUGGUUUUAAUAGUAUAAAGGGUAGGUACCCAGCAGUCAUCGUUUUAACUGAAGCAAGAGGAAUUGGGGUUAGGUGUAAGGAAGACAUUUCAGGCAAUGAGGUUUGUGGCACAAUGACCUAACUGUGAGGAGAUUGUAAGAUCUCUUUUGGGGAAGCUUUUAAAUAAGAGGCUCAGUUAUUUAAUUUAUUUUCUGCUCCAAAUAACACCCUGCCUGAAAAGAGAAUUUGGGGCAAGCUCAAGGCAUUCCACCGUUAAUUUACCACCUUCACAAUUUUUGCUAUGUCUGACUAAAACCGAUAGAAGUGUUUACUCAAGAUAUUCCUUGAAAUGGAUUCAUUUCUUUUAACCGUAGCCUUUAGUCAUCUUAAGCAGUGAUACCUUAUCAGUGAAAUCAUAGUUUGAUGAGCUAACUAUAUUUUAUUGCUGUGCACUAAAAUAUAUGACUGUAAUAAAAUAACGUUCACCUGUUUUUGUGUCCUCCAAAAACAUACAUGUUCAAGUCCUAACCGCAGGUACCUGUGAAAGGGACCUUCUUUGGAAAUAGGGUCUAUGCAGAGGUAAUCAAGUUGAGGUCACACUGGAUUAUGGGCGCUAAUCCAACGACUGAUGUCCUUAUAGAGGGAAAUUUGGACCCAGACACAGACAAAAAGGGAGAACGCCAUGUGACCACAGAGGCAGAAAUUGGAGUGGUGUGUCUGCAGCCAAGGAACACCACGGAUCAUUGACUAUCACCAGAAGCAGCAAAAACAGUCACCACUGAGGAGUGCCUGGUGAACCCUGCGAGCAUGAGCCGCUACAGCGUGGACUCCUCCUCCGCCUUUAGCCACAGGGGCUCCCUGCCCACCUCCUCUUCGUUGUACUGCAAGAGGCAGAACUCUGGAGACGGCCACCUUGGGGGAGGCUCAGCCACCACAGUCAGUGGUCCCCAUACCAGCCCCAUGUCCUCUGGAGGCCCCUCAGCACCUGGGCUGAGGCCCCCUGGCUCCAGCCCCAAGAGAAACGGGACCUCUCUUGAAGGAAACAGAUGUGCCUCAAGCCCUUCUCCGGACAGGCAGGACACCCAGCGGCCAAGGAGCAGGAACCCCUCUACCUGGUCCGUGGAGGAUGUGGUCUGGUUCGUGAAAGACGCAGACCCGCAGGCUCUUGGGCCCCACGUGGAGCUCUUCCGGAAGCAUGAGAUUGAUGGCAAUGCCCUCCUGUUGCUGAAGAGUGACAUGAUCAUGAAAUACUUGGGCCUAAAGCUGGGACCUGCACUGAAACUCUGCUACCAUAUCGAUAAACUGAAGCAAGCCAAGUUCUGAAGGUGUUUAAAAGAUAGAAGCAAAAUCCAGACAACAGAUCUCCAGAUCCUCUUCUGCCUUAACAACAUUUGCCACCAUCACAAAGAUUCUCUCCUGAACAAGAACAGCCACAAAGACUUGGUCUUUUUAUAAAACUCGUGCAUCUUGACCUUUUAAAAAAUUCAACAUGGCCCUUUUGAAAGGUUCUUCUGUGUUGAUGAUUUGCCAAAAAAUUACAAAGAAGCCUGUUAUUUUUAACAUUUCUGGUAGGUUGGUUGCUCUUAGGGUGGGUACUGUUUUUAUAAUGAGAAUGUGGAGAACUGAAUGCUAUCACCCAAGGAGGACACUGGAGACGUCCAAGGAUGUGAGAAGAACCUUUGUCCCUGCAGGCUCUGAGGGGACGCCCACCGCAGCACUACCUGUCUUUAGCUCUGACUUGGGGACCCUAUCAUUGUGAGCCUUGCUUAAUUCAGCUCUGGAAGCUGUCUUCUGAGGUUAAAUGCCUCACCUUGCACUAUCUGGAAAACUUGAAUUCUUUCACUCUCUGAAAGAGAAGGGAAAAAAAAAGUCUUUUCUAUUCCUAGUUAUCUGAAGUACUGUGUUUCCCCACUAGAGGGCAGACUGCUAAUGUAUUUUCCGGACCCUCACUUCAGCAGCCUGAUAUUCAAUACCCAGUGGAUGGAUUAGGGUUUCUGUGAACAAGACCUAGCCUACACAGACACAGGGAAUUUAUUCCACAGUCAGCACCACAGAUUGCAACUUGGGAAGAAACCGUCUUCUAGAAGGUUCUAGUUCAUAUCCAAUCAUUACUGACUAACUGAGGUGCACCAGCAGCAAAGUCAAGAAUUUGGAAGCACGUUCUUCCCAGAUGGGGCUUUGGAGUUCCUUCCCUUCCAGCGUCAUUACUGAGGUGUCGAUGUAUUGGCAUGCCGCAGAGCUUAGUGACAUUUAGCCAUGGUGUUUCUUUAAAAAAGAAGAAAGAUGUCUCUACUAAGCUUUGAAAUGGGAGAGUGUUGAUUUCUAGUUACACCGUGGGAUUAUAUAGUUGUAUGUGUGGCUAAUUUUAAUAAUAAUAGCAUGUACACAGACAUGCUAUUAUUGGGUUUAAUUCAAUUUACAAAUAGGUUUUCCUUUCUCACCGUGGAGUAAUAGAAAAAAAUUGAUUUCUACCCUUUUGCAGCUGUGUCCAGAGACGGACAAUGAAUCCACAAUUUACUAGGCAGAAGGGCAGCCUUGUCUCCAUUCUUCUUUUGAUCCUUUUCCUUUCUCUCUCUCCCUGUCUCUUUUUUCCUUCCUCUCUCACUGAAUAGGAAACGUAUCUUCAAAAUGAAUUUGCCUUUGCCGUGGGCGUGUCCUCUUCCUUAAAAAACGUCCGUAGUGCUGUAAGGGAGGAGAUGAAUACUAGACUUUGUGAUCUCUGGGAGGGGGAAGAUCAAGGGCCACUCAGGGCCUCCCUUGGCCCAAAUGCAAAUCAGAAAAGGCACACCAUCCUUGGGAUGCAGCCUGGACGGGCGUCUUGGCCGGUGAGUGGAGCAGGGUGGGAUUGCAGCCUUCUCACCCCUCCACCAGGUGACCUUGUGCAGGACAAGACCUGUACAAACUUGAGGGCAGCCCUGGGUAGAUCUGUGUAUUGAU
Messenger RNA from Aethalodelphis obliquidens (Pacific white-sided dolphin), 3713 nucleotides. RefSeq names its product Scm polycomb group protein like 4 (gene SCML4). Gene Ontology annotation, molecular function: chromatin binding; histone binding. Gene Ontology annotation, biological process: negative regulation of DNA-templated transcription. The coding region runs from base 1584 to 2099 and encodes 171 amino acids. Gene Ontology annotation, cellular component: nucleus. The record is from RefSeq and is a predicted model, not a curated record. The transcript is spliced from 4 exons. NCBI's taxonomy places the organism in Eukaryota, Metazoa, Chordata, Mammalia, Artiodactyla, Delphinidae.